This is a messenger RNA of Xylona heveae TC161, 1497 nucleotides long. RefSeq names its product zf-UBP-domain-containing protein. NCBI's taxonomy places the organism in Eukaryota, Fungi, Ascomycota, Xylonomycetes, Xylonales, Xylonaceae. Gene Ontology annotation, biological process: protein ubiquitination; Ras protein signal transduction. The annotation marks the transcript as partial. Gene Ontology annotation, molecular function: ubiquitin protein ligase activity; zinc ion binding. The transcript is spliced from 5 exons. Gene Ontology annotation, cellular component: cytoplasm. The record is from RefSeq and is a predicted model, not a curated record.
GGACCUGCGACAAAAGCUAGAUUCAUACCGUCAGACCCAAAAAGUACGCAUCUUGGCGUUGGUGUAGUGCACCUGUACCGCGACGUGGAGGAGACGCCGGGGCUGUACGACGAUGGCCCACCUCCACCAGCCACAAAGAGCUUGGGAGCAGGAUUAGGAGCAGGGGAUUCGAAAUCAACAUUUGACGAAAAGGAUUGCACGACAUUAUGCAUUCUCGCUGUGCCAUCGUACCUGUCGCCUUCCGACUUUAUGGGUUUUGUAGGCGAAAAGACACGCGAGGAAGUCAGUCAUUUCCGCAUGAUCCGGACGGAGCGCACGAAUCGCUAUAUGGUGUUGAUGAAGUUUCGAGAGGCGCGUAAAGCAAGAGCAUGGCGAAAGGAAUGGAAUGGCAAAGCCUUUGACAGUAUGGGGCCGGAAACAUGUCACGUCGUUUUUAUCAAGUCGAUUCAUUUCCAAACGCCAGAUGGAUCAAGCGAUCCCGUUAAGCCCGUGGCACCACCCACGCCAUCUCUCGUGGAGUUGCCAACAUGUCCCGUCUGUUUGGAGCGGAUGGAUGAGACGACUGGCUUACUCACGAUUGUUUGCCAGCACGUUUUUCACUGCGAAUGUCUGCAUAAAUGGCGCGGCAGCGGAUGUCCCAUAUGUCGGUAUACGCAGGGCCAAGGACUCUAUGGAGCUGAUGGCUCCUCUAGUGUACUCCACAAAGAGGAUAUAGUCAAAGAAUGUAGCGUCUGUGCAUCCGAUACUAAUUUAUGGAUAUGUUUAAUAUGCGGAAACGUUGGGUGCGGGCGCUACGACGAAGCCCAUGCCUUUGCCCACUACACUGCCACUUCGCACUCCUAUGCCAUGGACCUCGUCACCCAGCGCGUCUGGGACUACGCUGGGGACGGCUACGUCCAUCGACUCAUCCACAACACGCCUGACGGAAAAUUCGUCGACCUACAUUCCUCCACAUCAUUGUACAACUCCGACUAUCCUCUCGACUAUACAUAUUCCUCCUCUGACAAUUUACUUCUUUCCUCUUCUCGCGCUGAUGCCGACAAUAAACUCAAAACACACCUCGACUCAAUGGGCAUGGAAUACACCCACCUGCUUACAUGCCAACUCGAGUCCCAGCGGGCAUAUUUUGAAGAAAAGCUCGUCCGGGCCGCCGACAAGGCCUCGCACGCUUCUGCUACUGCCGAAUCCGCUCUCACCGCCUCCUCUCGCGCCCAGGCUGACCUCGCCGACCUCCAGGCGGCGUAUGAUCGCCUCACAACCGAUACGAUUCCAACCCUGGAGCGCGAUAAGAUGCGUGCAGAAAACCGCGCGGACAAGUUCGAACGCACUGCCAGAUUCCUCGAGAAGGAGUAUAAAGAGGAAAAAGCCAUAAACGAAAGUCUUCUCGAGCGAAUAAAGUUUAUGGAAUCACAACUAUCUACCCUGCGGGGAGAAAAUGAAGAUCUAAAGGAGUUGAAUAGAGAUUUGGGAUUCUAUUUGUCUGCCGGGGAGAAACUG